AUGGAUCCUUUUUCUGUAGCAGGCACUUCCAUCGCCUUGGCUGGCACCAUCACCACGCUAACCACGAGCCUCAUAGCAUUCAUACGGGACGUUCGUGAUGCCCGUGGUGACGUUGAAGAGAUAUCGCUCGAGCUGCAUUCUCUGAAGAUGAUACUCGAACUCCUCGCCAAUGACUCAACUGUCCUCUUGCCCCUAAUUAUCGAAACACAACUCGACUCCGUGCUGUCAAACUGCACUCGUCUGGUCGGAGACAUCAGCCAGUGCAUUCAACAACAUCAGGGCUCGCGGCUUCAGAAGGGACUCAGAUGGGUAGCGAUUGGGAGAGGCGACAUGGCCAAUCUGAGGUCAACCCUAGAAGCUCAUAAAACAACCUUGAAUCUCCUGCUAGAAAAGGUCAACCAGACAAAAUUACAAGAGGUCGAUUGUACCACCCUGGAGAUCAAGACUCGCACAGAGGCGCUAUUCCAACAUACCAAGGCUAUCAAAACCGAUACAUCCAGGAUCCUUGAAGUUGUUGAAUCCCUUGCCAGAUUGUAUGCCAACACGCUCAUGAGUGUUGCACAAACCCCUCCAGCAUGUAUGCUAGAGAGAUAUCUCGACGAAUCAACCACCUACGCCAAGUCGGGCAUCGGAGAGUCGACAACGGAGAUCACGGCCGAGGAUCACAAAGUAUCAAAUUCCUUUCGACCACGGCCGUGUGGUGGACCUGACGCAAUGCAAUGUUGA
This is a messenger RNA of Ilyonectria robusta, 726 nucleotides long. RefSeq lists its product as uncharacterized. Lineage: Eukaryota; Fungi; Ascomycota; Sordariomycetes; Hypocreales; Nectriaceae. The coding region runs from base 1 to 726 and encodes 241 amino acids. The transcript is spliced from 3 exons. The record is from RefSeq and is a predicted model, not a curated record.